AUGUCUGAGAAAUCUGCAAAUUUUGGAUGGGUUAUGAGGUCAAAUAGCACCAAGAUCCAAUGGUGGUUUAAGCUAUUGACGAUGAGUGUUUUUCUUGGAAUCUUGAUUGUGUGGGAGAUUGAUAGUGUCAGCGUGGGUAGUUCAGGGAAGUUUAGUCCUACCUUUAAAGAUAUCAAAUUUACCAAUAUUAUCGAAUAUUACAAUUCUUGGUUAAAUACUUACCAGAAUCUGGCUCCUGAUUUCAGUCUUGAGAUGGUGACAAAUUUGUCCAACAAGGAACAAACUUCAAGUCCAAGAGUUUGUAGGUGGAUUUCAGCUGAAUUAGAGGCAAACUAUUCAUCGAAUCUUCUUACCAAGUUGUUGGAUCCUGGUGGUGAGCUGUGUAAGGGAUCAAGAACUGUGGAUGUAAAAAUCCCUGCUUUGGAUGGUCGCGAGAACGUUGAGUUGUCAACUGGGGAUAUUCAUGAAUUUGUAAUCCAUGCAUUGUAUGAUUCAGGGAAACCUCGUUGUUCGGGUGGUGAUUAUUUUGAAACUGAUAUUGCUGGUGAAACAUGGAAGUCUAGACCACCUAUUAAAGAUUUAGGCAAUGGUACUUACCAGUUUUUCUUGCAAGUCCAUCCUGAUUUUUCAGGGGAUUACAAUCUUACAAUCAUCUUACUAUUUCGACAUUAUGAAGGCUUGAGGUUUUGGCCUGAAAGAUUUGCAUUUGACAAGGUUUUACGCGUGAUCCCAAUAAAAUUCUCCAAGUCUGCUGUUGAAUUACCUGAAAUAUCUCAAUGCAAGAAGUUAGAUCUUGUUAGAGAUGUUUGGUCUGGUCGAUGGACUCGUCAUGUCAAGAAUGAUAGUUGCCUAAUUAGCAAUGAUGGACGUUAUAGAUGCCAAGAACCAAAUUUUCCAUGCCAAAAACCAUGGUGUGAUGGUCCAUUGGGGUCCUUAGAGAGCAAUGGUUGGGUAUAUUCAACACAUUGUUCAUUCAAAAUGUUCUCAAGUGAAGAAGCAUGGAAUUGUUUGAAAGAUCGUUGGAUUUUCUGGUGGGGUGAUUCGAAUCAUUGUGAUACAGUGAGAAACAUUGUUAAUUUCAUUUUAGAUGUGAAUGAUAUAAAGGAGGUUCGAAGAAGAAGUGAUUUGAACAUCAGCAACCCAAAGAAUCCAUCACAAAUAGUUAGAUUUACUAGUAUUUAUAACGGGCAUCCUAAUGCGACAGGGAAUAAUCAAGGCUUGAAUUCGUUGACAGAUGCAAACUACAGAGAACUAUUGAAUGGGUACUUCUCGGGGCAUGUUGUUCCAGACACUAUAAUCAUGAAUUCGGGCUUACAUGAUGGACUACAUUGGUCUAAUAUUAAGCAAUUCAUUGAAGUUGCCGGCUAUGCUGCAUCAUUCUGGGCUGAGGUACUUAAUGGGGUACGACAGAGAGGGUUGAGACCCCCCGGAGUGAUAUAUAGGACCACAAUAGCUACAGGGGGAUUUGCUAGAAUAUUAGGAUUCAAUCCAAAUAAAAUGGAGGCCUUUAAUGGGGUAGUGUUGGAUAAGUUUAAGGCAUAUGGUUUGGUUGAUCAUGUUAUUGAUGAUUUCGACAUGACUUAUCCAUGGCACUAUGACAACAGAUGCAAUGACGGGAUGCAUUAUGGUCGUUUUCCUGUCAAGCAGAAGUGGAUGGAUGGUCAGAUUGGACACCAAUACUUUGUGGACGUUAUGCUUGGUCACGUGCUGCUCAACGCGUUAUGUGAAAGAUAG
Molecule: messenger RNA, 1734 nt
Organism: Solanum verrucosum
Lineage: Eukaryota; Viridiplantae; Streptophyta; Magnoliopsida; Solanales; Solanaceae
Exons: 1
Coding region: 1-1734 (577 amino acids)
Source: RefSeq, a predicted model, not a curated record